Messenger RNA from Verticillium dahliae VdLs.17, 2490 nucleotides. Its product is annotated as serin endopeptidase. NCBI's taxonomy places the organism in Eukaryota, Fungi, Ascomycota, Sordariomycetes, Glomerellales, Plectosphaerellaceae. The transcript has 6 exons. Gene Ontology annotation, cellular component: cell wall; cytosol; membrane. Gene Ontology annotation, biological process: proteolysis. Gene Ontology annotation, molecular function: serine-type endopeptidase activity; tripeptidyl-peptidase activity. The record is from RefSeq and is a predicted model, not a curated record. The coding region runs from base 1 to 2490 and encodes 829 amino acids.
AUGCGUGUGAACAGUCUGCUUCUGGCUCUGCCCCUGGCACGGGGCGCCCUUGCCCUCGAGCGCCGCCUCGAUCUUGACACGGCCGAGGACAACCGGGAGUACGUCGCCAAGAGCUACAUCAUUGAGUACAGCCGUAGCUCUCUGCGCAGGCGCCAGGCCAGCCUCGAGUCCACCGACGACAUCACUGUCGUCAAGACAUUCGAGUCGGACAUCUUCUCCGGCGUCAGCGUCGAGACCGAGUCCUACAACCUGGACACCCUCCUGAGGCUGCCUGAGGUCAAGAACGUCUGGCUCAACGAGAAGGUCGACCUGCCGUCCUUUGAGGUCCACCAGGGCUUCAGCGACGACGCCAAGGCCAUUGAGUACACGCCGCACAUCGCUACCGGUGUCGACAAGCUCCACGAGCAGGGCAUCCUCGGCAAGGGCGUCAAGAUCGGCGUCGUUGACACUGGUAUUGCCUACAACCACAAUGCUCCCUCCACCGACUCGGCCACUCUGAUCGAGUCUUUCCUCCGUGCGUAUGAGGAUGGUGUCGAUAUUAUCACUGCCAGUAUUGGAGGCACCAACGGCUGGGCUGAGAAUGCCUGGGCUGUCGUCGCCUCUCGUUUGGUGGAGGAUGGCGUUGUCGUCACCAUCUCCGCCGGCAACAGCGGUGCUGCUGGUGCUUUCUUCGGCACUUCAGGCGGUUCUGGUCGCAACGUUGUCGCUGUUGCGUCCAUUCGCAACGAGGUCUUCCCGGCCACGCCCUUCGAGGUCACCUUCAGCCUCGACGGCAAGGUCAACUCAACCAGGGCCGGAUACAUUCCCGCCUCAUCGAACGUGCCUCCCUCUGUCGUUGACUGGCCCAUUGUCCCCGUCACGCUCAACACUGCUGUUGCCGACGACGCCUGCUCUCCUCUUACCGGCCGCGACUUCUCCAACGUUGUCGCUCUUGUGAGGCGCGGAACCUGUGCUUAUACCGUCAAGCAGCAGAACCUUGCUGCCGCUGGCGCCAAGUACGUCCUGAUUUACAACAAUGAGGGCACCCUGCAGAAGCCUCCUUUCGACGCAGCCUCCCCCGCCCUGACUGCUGCUAUCAGCGCCGAUGCUGGCGUCGCUAUCGUCAACACCAUCAAGGCUGGUGGCAAUGUUACGGCCGACUUCUCCAUCAACCCCGAGCAGGUGGUUGCCAUCGACUAUGAUGCUGGUGGCCGCCCCAGCAUCUUCACCUCGUGGAGCGCCACAUACGACCUCCAGUUCAAGCCCGAUGUUGCUGGUCCUGGCGGCGAUAUCUUCAGUGCGUGGUUCGAUGGUGGCUACAACACCAUCAGUGGUACCUCGAUGGCCUGCCCUUACGUCGCUGGUGUUGCUGCUCUCUGGAUCGGUGCUCAUGGCGGUCGAUCCAAGCACGGCAACGGCUUCGCCAAGGAACUCAGCGAGCGCAUCAUCUCCAGCGGUGUCUCUGUGCCCUGGUCUGACGGCUCCGCUCUUGACUACAACUUCCCCGCCCCCCCUGCUCAGGUCGGUAGCGGUCUCAUCAACGCCUGGAAGGUCGUCAACUACGACACCCUCCUGCGGUUUGACAAGAUUGAGCUCAACGACACGCGCUACUUCAACCGCUACCACGACAUCACCGUCAAGAACGAGGGCAAGCAGACUAUCGAGUACGCUCUCUCGUACGAACAUGGCGCUGGUGUCGACUCUCUCGGCUACCUCCCCACCGUCACUGGAGGCCUCACCCGCCGUCUCAAGAGCUUCGCUGAGCUGCGUCCCAAGAAGCUCGAGGUUGGCAUCAGCCUGCCCCGCGACUUCACCCUGAAGCCCGGCGAGAGCAAGACCGUCAGCGUCAACUUCCGCAACCCUGACACCCUUGGCUGGAACGCCUCGGCUCUGCCUCUCUACGGUGGCAAGGUUUUCGUUGUUGGCAGCAACGGCGAGCGCCUGUCCGUUCCCUUCCUUGGCCUCGGUGCCGAUCUUAAGCGCCAAUCCGAUCCCAUCUACCAGUCCGGCUUUCCCCUGUCGUACUCGGGCGUCAGCAACACCCCCAUUGCUCAGAAGGCUUCCUACUCCUUUGACCUGAGUGUUGGUGCCCAGGAUUUCCCCAAAAUCUUCAGCAAGCUCAUUUGGGGCUCGCGCCAGGUUCGCUUCGAUAUCUACGAAGCUGGCUGGAGGGAGCGCAACUGGAAGUACCCUCCUGUUGAAGGCCAGAACGGCUACAUCGGCCCCGCCGCGGCUUGGGCUGGUGCUGCCUCGGUUGAAGUCUUCAACCCUGUCUUCCACAACCCCAACCAGACCUUCACCUUCCCCGUCACGGACAUCUACCGUAACGCGGAGAACACGGCACAGUUCUUCCGCUACUACUGGUUCGGCAGGCUGGGUAACGGAAGCCAGAUCGACGAGGGCAAGUAUCACAUCCGCUUCGCUACGCUGAAGCCGUUCGGAAACCCCGAGGCUUCGGACAACUGGGACGUGUUCCAGGCGCCUGAGAUCACCAUCACGGGCAAGUAUUAG